Molecule: messenger RNA, 854 nt
Organism: Triticum aestivum (bread wheat)
Lineage: Eukaryota; Viridiplantae; Streptophyta; Magnoliopsida; Poales; Poaceae
Exons: 2
Coding region: 46-468 (140 amino acids)
Source: RefSeq, a predicted model, not a curated record
GCCACCCGCGCCGCGCCUCAGCCUGCCCCAUCUUCCUCCACCACGAUGCCACCUGGCACCUAUACCCGCCACCAGGGGCUGCGCUCGAAUGCCCUGAUGGCGACCACGACGACGGCCUAUGCCCUCGGCAAGCUCAACCCCGACACCGCGUCACCUUCGUCCAUUUCCUCCGCCGUGACGACUCAGGGAUGGCAACCCCGUGGCCAGUUCCCCUUGCCGAUUACCACAUCGCCCCCUUUCACCCGCGGCAGAGACAAUGACGCCGAUGUCAGGAUCAAGAUCUAUGCUUGCGACCGCGUCCGUCAUGACCCGCAGUGCUCACCUGGGACAAUUCAGCCGGUGGUGGCAAGGAAAAAAGGACAAGGAGCAGAGCAUUUUUUUCUUUACAGCCUGGCUUCUUCUGCGAGGAAUUUGUGUUCACUUUAUGGCUGGUCGUUGGGGUGCUGGAUGAUGCGCAGGCAUAGGUGAACGAUGUCUUCUAUGAUCCAACAAUGUAUCAUACAAUUUGCAAGAUAGUUAGUGGAGAUCCUUUUCUGAAUCACUUAUUCAUGAGCAGCCUACAUAUCCAAUAUUGUGCAGUUUUGAUUUUUGUGUGCUAACAAAUUAGAAUGAAAAUUCAUUCAUUGCAAGUGUACAUUGGUCGAAUAUUAAUUUCAACCAAGAAUUUGUAGCAUAUAUUAUUGAAAAUACAACGCCAAACAUAUUCUGAAGGUUACGUGGUUUGGUGAGGCAUGUAUCAUUAGUACUGAAUUGUCAGUGAGAGCUACCUCUGUACUGUACUAUUUUUAACCAAGAUAUCGUUUUUGUUCCAUUACCAACUAAACAUGGGUUCAUAUGUUACUAGGAAACAAAGA